Messenger RNA from Vigna umbellata (rice bean), 713 nucleotides. RefSeq names its product thaumatin-like protein. Lineage: Eukaryota; Viridiplantae; Streptophyta; Magnoliopsida; Fabales; Fabaceae. The record is from RefSeq and is a predicted model, not a curated record.
AUGGUGUCAUGUGAAACAGAUGGAACAGAACUCAUAGUGGCGAACAACUGCAAAGAAAGUGUAUGGCCCGCAAUUCUCGGCAAUGGAGGACACCCUUCACCAAAACAUGGCGGGUUUUAUCUUGGAAGCGGCGAAGAGGUUGUUGUCCAAGUCCCUGAAGGUUGGUCAGGGAGAAUCUGGGGCAGACAAGGGUGUUACUUCGACCAACAAACAGGCAAAGGUUAUUGUCAAACAGGAGAUUGUGGAGGGCUAUUGCAAUGCAAUGGUAUCGGUGGAGUCCCUCCAGCAACCCUAGUAGAAAUGACCCUUGGAACCUCAAAAUCAGCGUUGCAUUUCUAUGAUGUUAGUUUGGCUGAUGGGUUUAACCUUCCAGUGUCAAUGAAGCCAGUGAGUGGUAGUGGUGCAGGUUGUGGUGUUGCUGGCUGUGAAGCUAACUUGAACGUUUAUUGCCCUUCAGCUUUGGUUGUGGAGAGAAAUGGGAAGGUUGUGGGGUGCAAGAGUGCUUGUUUGGCAGCAAAGUCAGAUAGGUAUUGCUGCACUGGUGAGUUUGCUGGAAGAUGCAAGCCAACUGUGUUUGCUCGUCUCUUCAAGACCGUUUGCCCUAAUGCUUAUAGUUAUGCUUUUGAUGAUUCAUCAGUCCUCAAGACUUGUGUGGCACCUCGCUAUGUCAUUACAUUUUGCCCUCCACAUUGAUCAUUUCUCUGUGCUGUUUU